Molecule: messenger RNA, 2774 nt
Organism: Aquila chrysaetos chrysaetos
Lineage: Eukaryota; Metazoa; Chordata; Aves; Accipitriformes; Accipitridae
Gene: HINFP
Product: histone H4 transcription factor
Exons: 9
Coding region: 315-1955 (546 amino acids)
Biological process (GO): anatomical structure development; regulation of transcription by RNA polymerase II
Molecular function (GO): DNA-binding transcription factor activity, RNA polymerase II-specific; RNA polymerase II cis-regulatory region sequence-specific DNA binding
Source: RefSeq, a predicted model, not a curated record
GGCGCCCCCCGGCGGGGCAGGGGCGGACGGAGGGUGAGUGGGGCGGUCUCCCGCGCCCCCCUCUGCCCCCCCCCCCCCGCCCCGGGCUUCCCGGUUCCCCCUCCGCCGCCGGGUCGGUGCCUCUGGGCGUCUGCCCGCCGCGGUAGCUCAGCCCCGACUCCGGCCGCUGCUGCGGGAGCGCGGGGCCGCCCCUGCCCUCGCCGAGGCCUGCCGGACACAGCGCCCGGGCCGGUUUCGGGCAGCGGGGUGACGGCGACGGUGAGGGGGAACCCUCGGCGUCUCCGCUCUGCCCUUCGGGGCCGGCGGCCCCGGCCAUGCCGCCCCCCAAGGCCGGCGGUAAGGGGGCCUUGGUGCUGCAGUGUGAGUGGGAGGCGUGCACCUACGUGGCCUCGAAGAUGGAGGAGUUUUGCGAGCAUGUGGCCCAGCACCUGCAGCAGCACCUUCCCGGGGAACACCGGGAUGAGAUGGACCCUCUCGAGGAAUACACGUGUUUGUGGCAGGAAUGCGGUUUCUGUUCCCCAGAGAGCUCAGCUGACCUCAUUCGCCACGUCUAUUUCCACUGCUACCACACCAAGCUGAAGCAGUGGGGGCUGCAGGCCCUGCAGAGCCAGACAGAUGUGAGCCAUUGCCAGCUGGACUUCCAGAGCCGCAAUAUCAUCCCUGAGAUCCAGGAGAACUUUCUGUGUCUGUGGGAGUACUGUGAGAGAUCAUUUGAUAAUCCCGAGUGGUUCUAUCGGCAUGUGGAGGAUCACAGCUUCUGUUCAGAGUACAAGGCAUCAGGGAAGGAGAACCACGUGGUCCUCUGUGGUUGGAAAGACUGUGAUUGCACCUUCAAGGGACGCUGCAAACUGCGGGAGCACUUACGCAGCCACACGCAGGAGAAGGUGGUGGCCUGUCCUACCUGUGGGGGGAUGUUCGCCAACAACACCAAGUUCUUCGACCACAUCCGCCGUCAGACUGCACUGGACCAGCAGAGGUUUCAGUGUUCUCACUGCUCCAAGAGGUUUGCCACAGAGAGGCUGCUCCGUGACCAUAUGAGGAACCAUGUGAACCAUUACAAGUGCCCUCUGUGUGACAUGACCUGCCCGCUGCCCUCCUCCCUGCGCAAUCACAUUCGUUUUCGGCACAGCGAGGAGCGGCCGUUCAAGUGUGACUACUGUGACUACAGCUGCAAGAAUCUCAUUGACUUGAGGAAACAUCUGGACACGCACAGCAAAGAGCCAGCCUAUCGCUGCGAGUUUGAGGCUUGCAGCUUCACUGCACGUUCCCUCUGCUCCAUCAAACUGCACUACCGGAAAGUCCAUGAGGGUGACUCAGAGCCCCGGUACAAGUGCCAUGUCUGUGACAAGUGCUUCACACGUGGAAACAACCUCACUGUCCACCUCAGGAAGAAACACCAGUUCAAAUGGCCCUCGGGACAUCCUCGCUUCAGGUACAAGGAGCAUGAGGAUGGCUACAUGAGGCUGCAGCUGGUGCGUUACGAGAGCGUGGAGCUGACAGAGCAGCUACUGAAGGACAGAGAGAAGCAAGGGGAGGCACUGGAUGGCUCAACUGAGUGUGUGGUGCUGUCUGAGGGUGAGGGCAACCUGCAGGGCAUCAUUCUGGAGGCCCCGGCAGAGGCUCCCCUGGUGGAGAACAGUAUUGCUGAGCUGCAAGUGGCCCCACUGCGCCUGGCCCCUUGCUCUGCUGACAACCCUGAGCCAGCACGGCCGAGUGCCUUCCUGGGAGCAGCGCUGUCAUCCGAGCAAGAACCUGGCACCCUCGCCAACCCCAUCAUCCGUGUGGUGAACCGGACCAAUGAGCACGGAGAGAGUGAGACUGUGUAUUACGUCACGGCCAGCACAUCCUCAGAGGAGCAGGUGUCAGCACCCGGCGGGCUGGCUAUGGAGCUGGAGGAGAAUGUCAUGGACCGUCUGCAGAAGACGGCUGAGGAGCUGGGCAUCCAGAUUGUGUGAGGUGCUCACCUGCCUCUCUGCAUGAGGAAAACUUGGGCAUCUGUGGGAUGUGCCAGUGGGGGAGGUUGGGAAGGGCUUGCGGGAGAGGGCUGGGCUUGUCUUCACCUAUCUGCAGCUGGCUAAAUUCCCCUUCUGCUGCCCCAGCCUUUCUGGCUGCCGGUUCUGGUCAGCAUGGGGAGAGGGGAAGGACAGGUCUCUCUCAGUUGUGGGUCAAGUGAUCUGAGCUGGAGAGAGCUGUCUGUCUCCUCCUUUGGGGGAUUAGGGACUAGCAAGCCUCUCCCACCCUUCCAGGAGGGUUGGCCUUUGCCUGACACAGGCCUUCCCCUCUGGGUCACUCACUGGUGGUAUGGUCCCUGCUGCUGUGCAGCUAAGAUGUCAGCCUUUGCUGAGCCUGGUCCUCAGCUAGGAUCUCCCCAGGCAGGAUGAUGUGCUGAGCAGACACUGCAGCUGAAGCCUCUUCCCUGGAGAGAUGUGUAGCCCUUAGCAGGCCUGUUCUCCCCCAUCCAUACUUUGUUCUCCAAGGGACGGCUCUGCUGCUGCCUUCAUCAGCAGUUCCCUGCACAUCAUCUUUCCUAGGUCAUUCAGCUGGUGCUGUUGGUGGUCUUUGCACCACUGAUCCCCUUACAGUGCACUGAUCUCUGGUGGGAGAGCGUGGAGGUGCUGUCGCUUGCAGGCUACUGCUCCCUGCAGUGCUGAGGGAUUGGGAGCUUCUUACUGCUUUUGUCCUUCCCUGGGUUUCCUCCCCACAUUGGGGUUUGGGCUUCUGGUUGGGCAAAGUGUACUUUGGCAAGACAAAUAAAAGUCAGACUGCCAGGCCAA